Messenger RNA from Trematomus bernacchii (emerald rockcod), 2848 nucleotides. RefSeq names its product transcription factor 7-like 1-A. The coding region runs from base 845 to 2563 and encodes 572 amino acids. Gene Ontology annotation, biological process: regulation of transcription by RNA polymerase II; canonical Wnt signaling pathway. The record is from RefSeq and is a predicted model, not a curated record. Gene Ontology annotation, cellular component: catenin-TCF7L2 complex; beta-catenin-TCF complex. NCBI's taxonomy places the organism in Eukaryota, Metazoa, Chordata, Actinopteri, Perciformes, Nototheniidae. Gene Ontology annotation, molecular function: DNA-binding transcription factor activity, RNA polymerase II-specific; RNA polymerase II cis-regulatory region sequence-specific DNA binding. The transcript is spliced from 12 exons.
GAUCCGGGGUCAGCGCGUCCCCGUCGCCCCUUCACUGUUCUCCGGUCGCCGCGCACUCUUUUCCCCCUUCACUCCUCUCUCUCUCCAGAAAGGUUUCCCACGCCUCCGCACCGCAGGCUUGUUUUCUGAAUAAAUGCCGAAACCGUCGACUUAAAAUCGGGAGGAUUUCUAUAACCAAACUGCAUUCAAGAUGUGGGAAUUAAAUCAAAACAGGGAUCUACUUUUUCUGGAGUAAAGCGACACACGUAAACUUUUUCACUCGGAGCGAAGUGCACCGCGGUCGGGUUGAUAAUGUCAGCCGUCCUGGGAGGAUUUUAACUAUUAUUUAUACAUUUUUUUUAACCAUUUUAGAGCCUUCUCUGUCAGUGCCAUUCUGUUUAUGGACUAUUUUUUAUAUUUUGUAACCAUUUUGGAGGCUUUCCCGUCAAUCCCCCUUUUGUUUAUGGACUCUUUUCUCGGUUGGAAAACAGCGACUUCCACACCUCAGGAAUUUAACAACGGAAACACCGAGGCGUCAGUGAACGCCGCUUGUAGCACUGCUUAGCAUGUUAGCAUACGAGCUUAGCAUGUUAGCUUGUUUUCAAAGCUAGUUUUGUUGUGAGGAUUCCCAUACCUCAGGAAUUUAACAGCGGCAAAUCCGAGUCGUCUGUGAACGCCGCAUGUAGCAUUGAUUAGCAUCAUAGCUUAGCAUGUUUUUUUUAGUCCCAAAAACACUAAAUUCAUCUGCUUGAAAUAGGUGUAGCAUGACCCGGAUGUUCUGUUAAAGUUCCUCGGGUGUUGUAGGUUGUUAUUUCUUUUAUAACUUAGGUGUUAAGUCCGUGUUAGUGGACAGUUAGAUGUUAGCAUGUUAGCAGCUAAUGUUAGCAUGUUAGCUUCAGACGGAGAUCUGGGAGCCAACGAUGAGCUGAUUGCGUUCAAAGACGAGGGAGAACAGGAGGAAAAGAGAAACGUUUCCUCGGAGAGAGACCUGGACGAUGUGAAGAGUUCUCUGGUCAACGAGUCCGAGUCCAGCUCCGACUCUGAGGCUGACAGACGCCCCAGAACCAAUCCUGACCUGCAGAGCCGAGCCAGACACAGUCACCUGUUUGAAGAAGCGCUGAGGAGGCAGCAGGACGGCUUGUUCUCGGCGGCUCCGUACGUCGGCUAUCCGUUCUUCAUGAUCCCUGACCUGGGGAACCUCUGCAGCCCCUACCUCGCUAACAACAGGACGUACCUUCCCUUUCAGUGGCCUCUGCUGGACGUCCCAGGUAGAUCCAUGAGAGACUCUGCUACCCCCAACCACCUGUCGAACAACGUGCCGGUGCAGCACCCCCACAUGACUCACCUGCACCCCCUGCUGUCAUACAGCCCCGAGGCCUUCUCCCCCCAGAGAGCCUCCCCCGGGUUCUCCCCCGACGCAGGCAUGUCGAGGACGCCCUGCUACCCCGUGUCUCCUGGAGGAAUGGCUCAGAUCCCUCUGGGCUGGCUGCCGGGGCAGACCAUGUACCCCAUGGCUGGAGGAUUCUCCCCUGCAGCCAUGGCCAUGAACGCCUCCAUGUCCAGCCUGGUGUCCGGAAACUUCUCUCCACGCAUGGUCCCCCCUCAGUCGUCCAUCCCUCAUUCAGCCAUCAGACACACGGGGGUGAAGCAGGAGCCUGGAGGCAGCCAGCAGGGCAGGUCGGUUCCUGACGUUCCCCCGGAGAAAGAGGAGGAGAAGAGGCCUCACAUCAAGAAGCCUCUGAACGCCUUCAUGCUGUACAUGAGGGAGGAGAGGCCCAAAGUGGUGGCUCAGUGCAAAGUGAAGGAGAGCGCCACCAUCAACCAGAUCCUGGGCCAGAGGUGGCAUUCACUGACCAAAGAGGAGCAGGCAAAAUAUUACGAGAUUGCUCGUAAAGAGAGACUGCUGCAUUCAAAACUCUACCCGGGGUGGUCAGCAAGAGAUAACUACGGUAAAAAGAAGAAGAGGAAGAGAGCGAAGAGUGAAACUCAGUUUGACGAUCUGGAGGAGGACCCGCCCCAACAGCUGAAAAGACCCCGAGAUCUGCCUCACACACACACCUCACCUCACACACACACCUCACACACACACACCUCACCUCACACACACACCUCACACACACACCCCCGCCCCUCCCUCACACAGCCGGCGUCCCACCUCACACACACACACCUGUCUCAGGCAAGCCCCGCCUCCUCGCUGGAUUCCCCGGCGACGCCCACAACGUCCCUCGCCUCCCCCUCCGCCCCCGCCCCCACACACACCGAGCACGCACACUCCUCCUCACACAACACACACCCCUCAUACACACACUCCUCACACAACACACACCCCUCACACAACACACACUCCUCACACAACACACACCCCUCACACAACACACACCCCUCACACAACACACACCCCUCACACAACACACACCCCUCACACAACACACACCCCUCACACACGUACGCAGAACAGCUUCAGCCGCUGUCACUCACCACCAGACCCCCUAGGCCACGCCUCCUACCUCCACCAACCAAUCAGAUGCGAGUUUGUCCCUCAGGACAACCAAUCGGCUGCGAGGAGCCUAGAAUCAAAUAAGAACCAUUUCAUAAAAACAGACACUUUCUUCUUUUUAUACCGAUGUACAUACGCUGUCUUUUUUUUACCUUUUUUAUCACCUUUUAUAUCAGUAUGAAAAUAAUUGGUCAAUAUUUGACCGCAUCUCUAACUCUUUUUGUCACUAUUUUCUAAAAACAAUGUGUUGUAUUUGAAGCGGAUGUCGCACCGGGGUUUGUUUGUUCAAAAAUGAUUUCUUUCACCUGGUAGUUAACGAGUGUAAAUCUGUUUUCUGGUUCCUGUGUUAAUAAACAUUCACUGAGUUCA